CCUCCCUUGGUGGGAGAUGUAUAUAUAUAAAAGACAUCAUUUCUACACCCCCAACUCGACCUUUUUCAAUUUCAAAGAUAGCAAUAGUCAUACACCUUAUAACUCAAUGACCAAAGUUUCAUCAUUUUUCUCUAAUGUGUUUAUGUUUGUUGGUGGAACAUUAGUGACUUUAGUUAUAAUCUUGGCUUUAUGGUCUUUCAUUAAGACCCCAAAUUUUUCUACCAUUAAUUUGGACUUCAAUUUAGAUCAAGAAGGAUCAACAAAUUUCUAUGAUGAACCAAAUUUGAGCUACACUAUAGAGAAGCCAAUACAAAAUUGGGAUGACAAACGAAGACAAUGGUUCAAUCUUCAUCCUUCAUUUAAGCUUGAAGGCCAAAAAGAUCGUGUUUUAAUCGUUUCGGGUUCACAAUCCACGCCUUGUAAAAACCCCAUUGGUGAUCAUUUGUUGCUGAGGUUCUUCAAGAACAAGGUAGAUUAUAGUAGAAUACAUGGAUAUGAUGUAUUCUACAAUAACGUAUUAUUGGAACCAAAAAUGUUCUUCUUUUGGGCAAAAUUGCCAGCCAUUAGAGCAGCAAUGGUAGCUCAUCCAGAAGCAGAAUGGAUUUGGUGGGUGGACUCUGAUGCUGCCUUUACUGACAUGGACUUCAAGUUACCUUUGGAGAAAUACAAAAACCAUAACUUUGUAGUUUAUGGUUGGCCAAAGUUAAUCUAUGAGAAAAAAAGUUGGACAGGUAUCAAUGCUGGAGUGUUCUUGAUUAGGAAUUGUGAAUGGUCAAUGGACUUAAUAGAAGCUUGGGCAAAAAUGGGGCCACAGUCACCAGAAUACAAUAAAUGGGGUGAAAUCUUAAGAGCAACAUUUAAGGACAAAAAUUUUCCACAAUCAGAUGAUCAAUCAGGUCUAUCAUAUUUACUAUUAAAAGAAAAAGACAAAUGGGGUGAAAAAAUAUACAUAGAAAGUGAAUAUUAUUUCCAAGGUUAUUGGGUGGAUAUUAUAGAUACACUUGAUAAUAUUACAAAUAAAUACUUUGAGAUAGAGAAAAAAAUACCUAUUUUAAGGAGGAGACAUGCUGAGAAGGUAGUAAGUGAGAUUAAGGUUUGGGAAGAGUACUUAAUUAAGGAUAAUUAUUCAAUUAGGAGACCAUUUGUUACACAUUUCACUGGUUGUGAACCUUGUAGUGGGGAUUAUAAUCCAAUAUAUUCUUGGGAAACUUGUUACAAUGCAAUGCAAAAGGCAUUAAAUUUUGCAGAUAAUCAAGUUCUGAGGAAGUAUGGUUUUGUUCAUAAUAAUUUACUUGAUUCUUCAUCUGUAAAACCCUUGCCUUUUGACUAUCCAUCCAAUAUUUGAGUUAUGGAUAGUUUGAGGUGGGGUGGGGUGUGUGUGGAA
Solanum pennellii is the source of this 1384-nucleotide messenger RNA. RefSeq names its product putative glycosyltransferase 7. Gene Ontology annotation, molecular function: galactosyltransferase activity. The record is from RefSeq and is a predicted model, not a curated record. Gene Ontology annotation, cellular component: endosome; membrane; trans-Golgi network. The transcript is spliced from 3 exons. Lineage: Eukaryota; Viridiplantae; Streptophyta; Magnoliopsida; Solanales; Solanaceae. Bases 17 to 1345 code for a protein of 442 amino acids.